Molecule: messenger RNA, 273 nt
Organism: Hyalella azteca
Lineage: Eukaryota; Metazoa; Arthropoda; Malacostraca; Amphipoda; Hyalellidae
Product: ras-related protein Rab-28-like
Exons: 2
Cellular component (GO): endosome; Golgi apparatus
Molecular function (GO): GTPase activity; GTP binding
Source: RefSeq, a predicted model, not a curated record
UACCUGUACGGCGCGCACGCGGUGCUGCUAGUGUACGAUGUGACUGCGCCGAGCACGCUGGACGUACUGCAGGACUGGGUCGUGGUCGUCAGGAAGGCUGCACGUCAUCAUGACCGUCCACCUCUCAUGGCCCUCGUCGCCAACAAGGCAGAUCUUGAACACAUCAGACAGGUCAAGAGCGAGAGACAUCACAGGUUCGCAGCCGACCACAACAUGCUUUCUUACGUCAUGUCAGCGAGAACUGGUGAAGGCGUUGCGCUCACCUUCCAGAAG